Phacochoerus africanus (Common warthog) is the source of this 6541-nucleotide messenger RNA. RefSeq names its product ATPase H+ transporting V0 subunit a2 (gene ATP6V0A2). The transcript is spliced from 21 exons. The coding region runs from base 1284 to 3560 and encodes 758 amino acids. NCBI's taxonomy places the organism in Eukaryota, Metazoa, Chordata, Mammalia, Artiodactyla, Suidae. Gene Ontology annotation, molecular function: proton-transporting ATPase activity, rotational mechanism; ATPase binding. The record is from RefSeq and is a predicted model, not a curated record. Gene Ontology annotation, biological process: proton transmembrane transport; vacuolar acidification. Gene Ontology annotation, cellular component: vacuolar proton-transporting V-type ATPase complex; plasma membrane; vacuolar proton-transporting V-type ATPase, V0 domain.
GUCCGGCACGGCCUACGAGUGCCUCAGCGCCUUGGGCGAGAAGGGCCUGGUCCAGUUCCGAGACCUCGGGUCGGACCAUCUGAUGCUUCGGAGCGCCGACUCUGUGCCAGGCACUGGGCUAACCAGGAGAACAAAUCUGAUGAGGCCUUUCAGAGCCCUUCUAGAACUUACAGAGGUGGCAGAGGAAAAAUAUUGAGCAAAAGAAUACGUAAAAAGGAAUAUGUUUGCUACACAGAAAGUAAACCGAGGUGGUGAGAUGGUGAUUCCGGUGGGGGUGAUCAGGGAGGCCUCUUGAAGGAGGUGUCCUUGGGCUGAGACCUGAAUGGGAAGGAGCCCGCCCUGGGAAAAUUUGGGGGAACAAGGUCCCAGGUGGAGGGAACAGGAAGAGUUGGAGCCUGAAUUGGGAAUGAACUUGGUGUAGGCUCCUGAGGGUAAGAUUUUUGAGGGUGAGUGUUUUUGUUCACUGAUGAUGUACAUACCGCUGUCUAGUAAGGAACAGGAGUGCAGUCAGAAUGGGAACGCUCCCUAGCAAGUAGUAAUAAACACUUUUGUUUAUGCAUCUGUUUACUUGUUUAUUGUUUGUCUCCACCAUGAAAACUGUCACACCUCCCCCCCCAUUUAAGGACCUUGCCUGAGCUUUUUCAUUCCUGAUUCCUCAGUACAGUCCCUGGCUUUGUGGGCAUUAAUAAGCAUUUGUUGAGUGAAUGAACAAGCUUUUAUUGAGUGCUUGCUUGGUCCAAUUCGGAGUUUGGUGCUGAGGACUCAGGGGUGAGCAGUGUGGACAAGGUCCCUGUGUUUUUAUUGUUGACAGUUAAGGAGGAGACAGAAUCGCAUUCUGAUUAUGAACUGUGAUAAGUGCCAUGGAAGGAAAAGAACAGUGCGAAAGGGGGAUUAUGAAGCAGGACCUAACGCUGGCUAAUUGAACUGAAAGUCACUUGAGUGAACAUUUUAUUUCCUGGGACCCAACUUUCAAAUCCUGUAAUUUCCCUUCAUCUUUCUGAGGGCUCCUUGGUUUCAAGAUGGAACAGCCGUGCCUGAGAUCUGAUAUCAUUGAUCCUUGGGUUGGCCUCACAAGGCAAUUGCAAGGUCAGAGAGAAAUGCCUGAGUGACAGCUCAACCAGAAUGUGAGUUCUUUCCAAAGAAAAUUUGUUGGUGAAGUGAAGAGAUGUGAAGAGCUAGAGCGAAUAUUGGCAUACUUGGUGCAGGAAAUUAAUCGAGCUGACAUUCCCCUUCCAGAGGGAGAGACUAGUCCUCUCGCACCACCUCUUAAACAAGUUCUCGAAAUGCAGGAGCAGUUGCAGAAGCUGGAAGUUGAACUGAGAGAAGUCACCAAGAAUAAAGAGAAACUGAGGAAGAACCUGCUGGAGCUGAUCGAGUACACCCACAUGCUGCGAGUGACCAAAACCUUCGUCAAACGAAAUGUGGAGUUUGAACCCACUUAUGAAGAAUUCCCUCCCUUGGAGAGUGAUUCUUUGUUGGAUUAUAGCUGUAUGCAGAGGCUGGGAGCAAAACUGGGAUUUGUAUCUGGCCUAAUUAACCAAGGAAAAGUUGAAGCAUUUGAAAAAAUGUUGUGGAGGGUCUGCAAAGGGUACACCAUCGUGACCUACGCCGAGCUGGAUGAGCCCCUGGAAGACCCUGAAACAGGACAAGUCAUAAAAUGGUAUGUGUUUUUGAUAUCCUUUUGGGGAGAGCAGAUUGGCCACAAGGUUAAGAAGAUAUGUGAUUGUUACCACUGCCACGUCUACCCCUACCCCAACACUGCUGAGGAGCGGAGAGAGAUUCAGGAGGGACUCAACACCCGCAUUCAAGAUCUUUAUACUGUGCUUCACAAAACUGAGGAUUAUCUGAGGCAAGUGCUGUGCAAAGCCGCCGAAUCGGUCUACAGCCGCGUCAUCCAGGUGAAGAAGAUGAAAGCCAUUUACCACAUGCUGAACAUGUGCAGCUUCGACGUGACCAACAAGUGCCUGAUCGCUGAGGUCUGGUGUCCCCAGGCUGAGCUGCAUGAGCUGCGCCGGGCGCUGGAGGAGGGCUCGAGAGAGAGCGGUGCUACAAUCCCCUCAUUUAUGAACACGAUCCCAACAAAAGAAACACCCCCAACUCUAAUCCGAACAAACAAAUUCACUGAGGGAUUUCAGAACAUCGUGGAUGCCUAUGGAGUUGGGAGCUACCGAGAAGUGAACCCAGCUCUCUUCACCAUCAUCACUUUCCCCUUUUUAUUCGCUGUGAUGUUUGGAGACCUCGGCCAUGGCUUUGUGAUGUUCCUAUUCGCCCUCUUGUUGGUGUUAAAUGAAGAUCAUCCCAGACUCAGUCAGUCACAGGAGAUCAUUCGGAUGUUUUUCAACGGUCGGUACAUCCUCCUGCUGAUGGGGCUGUUCUCAGUGUACACAGGCCUCAUCUAUAACGACUGCUUCUCCAAGUCCGUCAACCUCUUUGGCUCCGGGUGGAACGUGUCCGCCAUGUACAGCUCCAGCCACAGCCCUGCGGAGCAGAAGAAGAUGGUUCUGUGGAAUGACAGCGUCCUCAGGCACAAUAGGGUCUUGCAGUUGGAUCCGAGUGUCCCCGGAGUGUUCCGAGGCCCCUACCCUCUUGGCAUCGACCCAAUUUGGAACUUGGCCACAAAUCGUCUCACUUUCCUAAACUCUUUCAAAAUGAAAAUGUCUGUGAUUUUAGGAAUUAUUCACAUGACUUUUGGAGUCAUUCUUGGAAUAUUUAACCACUUGCAUUUCAGGAAGAAGUUCAAUAUUUAUUUGGUUUCCAUCCCAGAACUUCUCUUCAUGCUCUGCAUGUUUGGAUACCUCAUAUUUAUGAUUGUCUAUAAGUGGCUGGUUUAUUCAGCAGAAACCUCCAGAGUUGCUCCUAGCAUUCUGAUUGAGUUUAUUAACAUGUUUUUAUUCCCGGCUAGUGAAACGAGUGGUCUUUAUCCAGGGCAGGAGCACGUCCAGAGGCUGCUGCUGGUCGUCACGGCGCUGUCUGUCCCUGUACUCUUCUUGGGAAAGCCACUCUUUUUGUGGUGGCUACACAAUGGACGCAGUUGCUUUGGGGUCAGCAGGAGUGGUUACACACUUAUAAGGAAAGAUAGCGAAGAAGAGGUGUCUUUGCUGGGAAGCCAAGACAUAGAAGAGGGAAGCAACCAAAUGGAAGAUGGACGCAGAGAGGUGACGUGUGAAGAGUUUAAUUUUGGAGAAAUAUUAAUGACCCAAGUAAUCCAUUCCAUCGAAUACUGUCUGGGCUGCAUCUCCAACACUGCUUCGUACCUGAGGCUCUGGGCGCUCAGUUUGGCUCACGCACAGUUGUCUGACGUCCUGUGGGCCAUGCUAAUGCGUGUGGGGCUCCGCGUAGACACGGUUUAUGGGGUCUUUCUGCUGCUCCCGGUGAUUGCGCUGUUUGCAGUUUUGACAAUUUUCAUCCUUUUGAUCAUGGAAGGGCUUUCUGCAUUUCUUCACGCCAUACGCCUCCACUGGGUAGAAUUUCAGAACAAAUUCUACAUUGGUGCAGGCACCAAAUUUGUUCCUUUUUCAUUCAGAUUACUUUCUUCGAAGUUCAGUGACAACGUGGCAUGAUCAUAUUGCCACGUCCAAGAAGUUCCAGAUUAAUGGAGAAUUAUCAUGUUGCAGAAUUUCACUCAUGUUAAACUGAUGAUAGGAAAACUUCCAUCUUCAUUGAUUGCCUUAUGAGAUAGCCAAAUACUUCUGUAAGAUAUACCUCUUCCUCAUAAGUUAAAUAUUUUGUAAAGUUUCUCAACUUCAGAUAUAUAAAUUUCUUUCAGUUUUUAUGAUGAGCAAAUAUAAGUUAAUGUCAAAAAGUUAUGUGAAAGUUAUUUUUAAAAAUAUAGGCUUGGGGGAGAGAAGCCAAUUUUGAAUGGCUCAUUGAAAAUGGUCUUAGAUACUUAAUCCCUUUUCACCUUAUUUAAAAACAAAACAAAAAAAAGCAACAGAGUUAUUCUGUCACCUGAAGUUGUCAAAUAGUAUUUUCCAACAGCUGAAGUUAAGUAGUUUUUUAAAAAAUUUAAUGAUGGAUAAUCAAAGAUUCACAUUUAUUUUGCUCGAUUAAAAGUAUGCCAGCUUUUUUUUAUCGUAUGCUAUCUAGAAUUACAAGUAGAAUUGUUUCUACAAUUUUUCUUGUUUUAAUAAUUGGAGAAAAUGGGAUAAAAUACAACAAAUGGCUAUCCCACUUGUAUAUUUUUUUAAAGACUCUUAUCCUGUUAUCCUCACAUAAAACCAAUUAUGAUAAUUGUAUAUUUGGGGAGAUAAACUGUAUACUGAGCCUUAAAACCCAGUGUGACUGUAGAAGAUGUAAUAUGGAUGUGAUUUAAACUCAGUGACCAGCUUGGCUGAUGUUACUGAACCAAAAGGAGUUUAUACAGAGUGAAGGAAAGGUGAAAAGUAGUAUUUUGUAUAUUUUUAUAUUAAAUAUGAACUGAGAUGUUUUACCAUGAAGAGAUUGCACCUUUCCUUGAGAACAGUAUUGCUAUGUUUCACUUUUAUGCUGAUUAUAAAUACAAGUCUGAUAAAGGCAUUUAGAAUUAAACUUUAAAAAACAAUUUAGAUCAGUUGAAAACCAAUUCUUACUAAGCCACUAAUGUAUAACCUUUAGUUUAAAUUCGUCGUUUUAGUUGACGUUUGGGUCAGUCCUGUUGAACAGUUUGAUCUUUUCUGUAUUCUUAUGAAUGGUGGUCAUUUUUCCUAUUUUCCUGUAAUUGAUUUUAGAUAAUUGUUUUCAAAAAGAAAUAUGUGGUAUUUUCACUUUCUUAACAUUUUGAGUAACACACAUGAAAAGGCCCACUUGUCUCCCUAACCCUUCACCCUGGCUGGUGGUAGAGAGUUUGGAGUUUUCCUUAUAAGCUCAGAUCAUAGUAGCCCUGAAUUUAAGCGUAUCUUUUCAGGUAACUUCAAAGCCUGUUUGCUGAGAGGCAUGAAUUGACCAUCAUGACAUAACUGUGACUCUAACGUGAAACCUUUUUAAUUGGAGUAAAGAUUCUAUGCUGAGAUGUUGCUUCUCAUUAAAAUAUCAAACAAAAAACCAUACUGAUGAGACUCUUGAACAUGGUUCUGCUUUCAAAGUGAAGGUUCCCCAGGAAGGUGUAAGGUUGGACACUUUUGUUGGGUGAACACGAAAUCUGAAUAAUGCCUUCCGGGUUUCAAACUUGUCCUUCACAAGUUCUUAUUUGUAUGACUUUACUCCAAGGAUCUGUUGUAAUUAAAUGGUAACUAAUUCAUCCCUAGGAACCCCCCCCCCCCCAUGGUUUCAGGGCACUGUUAACUGAUGAGUACACAAGGGACACACAGUAUCCGCUAGAAUUCUUUACUGCUCCCCACUGGUAAUUGUCAUGGGGGCUACUUUUUAAUGUCAGUUAAUACCUUUAUCAGGGUAUAGAACAGAGUGAAGAGUCAUUUUUCAAUUGAAACCUGUGUAGUAGUUGUGUAGAAUGUAAUGAUAUAUAAAAGGUGAAUUAUUAGUCCUGUAUUUUGUUAAAGAACUCACUAGAAUUAUAGUGUGAUGGUGUCUUUUAGACAUAAUGGUAAAUUUCAUUUCUUUAUAAAGAUACUGAUUCCAAUGUCAUGUUACCAGAGCAAUUACUCAGUUUUGUUUGUAAGCCCUUUGGAAGAACUAUUAUGUAUACAGUUUUUAAGAUAUCACUUCAUUCCCUUGAUAGCAAAUGUCCAGAGGAAAAAUGGGUCACUCAUCUGGGGGAUGCUAGAUACUUGUUUAUUUUCCUAACAUAAAAUGUAGGGAUUGCCACAUUUUCCAGUUUACAUCCAGGUGUUCAUCCUAAAAUAAAAAUCCAAGGGAUUUCUGCAGCAAAGUAGAGUUGAUCAUCUUACAAGGGUGAAAUCAUUUAAGAAAGAAGUGCAUUGGGGGUUCGGUGAGUUCAGUGGGGGUUACACUGAGCCUGUGGACUUGGCCAUUCAUUGUGGCCAGGACUUUGUAGAGCCUCAUCUUGCACUGAAUGCCACUCUGUCCUCGUUUCUGAAAUGGGUAUUUUAUAACAGCAUUCUGAACUCAAUUUUCAUUCUGCACUAGUUUAAUAAAGUGUAGGAUAUUUACAGCAGAGGUUAACACUUCUGUUUAUGAAUUCAGUAUUCAGACAUUUUAGGGCCUGAUCGAUUUUGGAAAACAGAAAAAAUAACUUCUACAACUGUUCUGCAGUCUGCAUUUUCAAACAAAUUUCUUUAUUAAAAAUGCCAGGUUUGCUUGCAUGCCAUCUGGUGUAUCUCCAUCAAGGUUAUUAAGAAAUCUUAAUUCAAGAUGAUGAAAAUAAGACAGUUCGGAGUAAUAAUUUUCCAACAGCCAGACAGACCAUUGAAGCUGAACUCUGGUUUAGAAUUUUAAUACUUAGAACAUUCCACUUGUUCCUUGAUAGGAAAUUCCAAUGAGAAGGCUAGGUUCUUAAGGUCAGCCAAUAAACUAGGGACUUAACUGUGAGGGGAAAUGACAGUGAACAAGUUAAAGAUCCACAAGUGCAUGAAAAGACGAAUUUACAUCUUCCUAUCAGUAUUGAACUUCCUUUUAUUGAAAAAUAAACAUAUCUCUAUUUUUGAAA